Theobroma cacao (cacao) is the source of this 1883-nucleotide messenger RNA. It is a transcript of the gene P58IPK, whose product is annotated as DnaJ P58IPK-like protein. The record is from RefSeq and is a predicted model, not a curated record. Gene Ontology annotation, cellular component: endoplasmic reticulum lumen. NCBI's taxonomy places the organism in Eukaryota, Viridiplantae, Streptophyta, Magnoliopsida, Malvales, Malvaceae. Gene Ontology annotation, molecular function: protein binding.
UUUAUAUGAACUCUAAAACGUUUUCUUUAUGAUUUUGGUUUCACCAACUAAAAAUUGGAGUCUUCGGAAUCAAAAUCAAACAAGCAAAAGUAAUAUAUAUACAUAUGCACACAGACAAAAAAAAAAAAUCCUAUGUAAAUCUAUUGAUUUAUAAAUAGAGAGGAAGAACAAUGUUGAAUACUUUGAGUUUGAGUUGGGCCUUGAAUUCCAUGGCUUGGAGAGGAUUGGUCUACACGGUUUUAAUACUCAACUUUGCAUUGGUUUGCCAGUUUCUGCUUCUCCAGCCUCUCGUUUCUGCUUUCGAUGGAAAGCCAGGAAAUGCUGCUGAGUUGUUCGAGAGAGUUUCACAGAGUAUAAAGGUGAAACACUACAGUGAGGCACUCAAUGAUCUUAAUGCUGCUAUUGAGGCAGAUCCAGCGUUUUCAGAAGCACAUUUACGCCGUGCAUCUGUUCUACGUCAGCUCUGCCGAUAUGAGGAAUCUGAGAAAAGCUACAAAAGGUUUCUGGAACUAAAACCUGGAAAUUCGGUUGCUGAAAAGGAACUUUCUCAAUUGCAUCAGGCUCAAAAUGCUUUGGAAACAGCUUUCAGUCUCUUUGACUCUGGAGACUCUACAAAAGCUUUGGAAUACUUGGAUAAAGUUGUACUAGUUUUUUCUCCAGCAUGCUCAAAGGCCAAGCUCCUCAAGGUGAAGUUGUUGUUAGCAGCUAAAGACUAUUCUAGUGCUAUAUCAGAAACUGGGUAUAUCCUCAAGGAAGACGAGAACAAUCUUGAGGCCUUACUACUUCGUGGCCGUGCAUACUACUAUUUAGCAGAUCAUGAUGUUGCUCAAAGGCAUUACCAGAAAGGUCUUCGCCUUGAUCCAGAGCACAGUGAACUGAAGAAAGCUUAUUUUGGAUUGAAAAAUUUACUGAAGAAGACUAAAAGUGCAGAAGAUAAUGUAAACAAGGGAAAGCUGCGCCUUGCAGCUGAGGACUACAAAGGAGCACUUGCAUUGGACCCCAAUCAUCUUGCUUACAAUGUGCAUCUUCACCUUGGGUUGUGCAAGGUCUUGGUUAAGCUUGGCAGAGGCAAGGAUGCUUUAAAUAGUUGCUCUGAAGCGCUUAACAUUGAUGGGGAGCUUCUUGAAGCUUUAGUACAGAGGGGUGAGGCUAAACUUUUAACAGAGGAUUGGGAAGGUGCUGUGGAAGAUCUGAAAUCAGCAGCUCAACGAUCACCUCAGGAUAUGAAUAUACGUGAAGCACUUAUGAGGGCUGAGAAAGCUUUGAAGAUGAGCAAACGCAAAGACUGGUACAAAAUUCUGGGAGUUUCAAAGACUGCUUCUGUAGCUGAGAUAAAGCGUGCAUACAAGAAGCUUGCUUUGCAAUGGCACCCAGAUAAGAAUGUUGAUAAUAGAGAAGAAGCUGAGGAACAAUUUCGAGAAAUUGCCGCUGCAUAUGAGGUUCUUGGGGAUGAGGAAAAGAGAUCAAGGUAUGACAGAGGAGAAGAUAUUGAAGACAUGGGUACGGGAGGUGGUGGUUUCAACCCAUUUGGUGGUGGUGGGGGACAGCAUUUCACAUUUACGUUUGAUGGAGGUUUUGGAGGCUUUCCUGGUGGUGGAGGAUUUGGUUUCGAUUUUUGAUUGCAGUGAAGUAUGGGUUUUGGAUACCUUCACGAAACGGUUAUAAAAGUGCAUUUUUUAGCUUGAACCCUAACACCAGUAUGAGUAGGACUGACAUCUUCCGGCAGUAUGUAACUUACACCUUUAGAACUGGCUUCUUACAUGACAAUGUAUCCCUUCACAAAAUAUUCCUUAUUUAAUUGAUUUUAUAAUUUUUUAUCAGUUGAUGUCUUGGUGAUAGGAAAUUGAAGAGCUGAACUUAGUGAUAUCUUGCGACUUUCUUUA